UGGACUGUCUAAGGGUAGGGAGGUACAGUUUCUCUUCUGUGUAGGCGUUUGCUGCCUACGCCAUCGCUACUCAUAUUCUGGGGUGUACGAUGUAUCUUGUGCCAUGCGUAGUUCUCUGCUUGUUUCCUCCCGGUGGUGCAACCGGAGGACAGUCUGGGACGAUUGUGUCCAUAAGUGGACUUGUCAGCAGCGUUCGUUACGAAGGCAUUGUUCUACGAAUUCGGGUGCGAUCAACAGCGAAGAACGCAAGUAUGACAUUGACCCGAGCCAGUUCUCCCAGAAGGUUGUACGAAACUUCUGCAUCGUAGCCCACGUAGAUCACGGCAAGAGCACGCUUUCUGACCGCCUGCUGGAGUUCACGGGGACGAUAAAGCCGUCUCGGGAUAACAAGCAGGUGCUAGAUCGCCUCCCCGUUGAACGAGAGCGGGGCAUCACAGUCAAGGCACAGACGGCAUCGAUGGUCUUCGAGAAGCCGGGUCACCCCGAGCCGUACCUUCUGAACCUUAUUGAUACUCCUGGUCACGUCGAUUUCAGCUACGAGGUACUUCGGUCCGUGUCGGUGUGCCAAGGUGUCAUUCUCUUAGUUGACGCCAAUCAAGGAAUCCAAGCCCAAACAGUGGCCAACUUCAACAUCGCCUUCUGUUCUGAUCUUGCUAUUAUACCUGUCCUGAACAAGAUAGACUUAAAAAACGCUGAUGUCGACGGCGUGACGACCCAAAUGGAAAAUGUUUUUGGCAUUGACAAGAAAGAUGUGCUCAAGGUGUCAGCUAAAGAAGGCAUUGGCAUUGAAGAACUUGUGUAUGCCAUUAUAGAAAAAAUACCACCACCCAGUGGAAACCCUGAUGCACCAUUUCGCGGCAUCUUGCUUGACUCGUGGUAUGACCGAUACCGCGGUGUUAUUGCACUCGUUAUAGCAAUUGAUGGCACGCUGCGGCCAGGGGAUGAAAUCGUAUCUCAUGCUACUGGAACAACAUACACUGUACGAGACUUGGGUUUCAUGAAGCCUCUUGAAACUUCUACUCCACUCUUGUGCGCCGGUCAAGCUGGAUAUGUGGUUGCAAACAUGAGGUCUCCAAAGGAAGCCCAUACUGGUGACACAUUAUCACACAAGUGCGAUCAUGUUAAGCCACUUCCAAAGUUUCAGGAGUCAAAGCCCAUGGUGUUUGCAGGUGUUUACCCUGAAGACCAGUCUAAAAACAAUGAAAUGCGAAGUGCAAUUGACCGCCUUCUGCUUAAUGAUCCUAGCGUACAAGUUUCUAUUGAAUCUAGCCCUGCACUGGGCCUGGGGUGGCGCCUGGGAUUCCUUGGGCUUCUACACAUGGAUGUUUUCUGCCAGAGGCUAGACCAAGAGUUUAAUGCACAAGUAGUUGUAACAGCUCCCAGCGUGAGUUACCAAAUCAAGGUGCAUGGAGCAAAACAGAUUAAGCAUUAUGGAGGUGAAAUCAUCACCAUCAACAACCCACUCAAUAUGCCUGAUCCAGCAAUCAUCAAAGAAUAUUAUGAACCCAUGGUAAUGGCUACGAUCAUCACUCCAGACACAUACCUCAGUGAAGUGAUGGGCCUGUGUGCUGAUAAUCGAGGUGUUGCCAAGGCUACACAAAAUGUAGAUAACACCACCAUCCUUCUCCAGUACAAGUUUCCUCUAAGUGAGAUUAUUAUUGACUUUUAUGAUGCACUCAAGUCCAUUACAUCAGGGUAUGCCAGCUUCGACUAUGAGGAAGUUGGCUAUGAGCUCACCAACUUAGUGAAGUUGAAUAUAAUUCUGAAUGGAAAAGUUAUUGAAGAGCUAACAACGAUUGUGCAUGCCACCCGGGCUCGACAGGCAGGCCGUUCUAUGCUGCUAAGAUUGAAGGAAAGCAUUCCUCAGCAAAUUUACGCUGUAGCACUUCAGGCAGCGGUUGGCGGCAAAAUUCUAGCUCGUGAAGAUAUCAAAGCUCUUAAAAAGAAUGUCCUUGCAAAGUGUUAUGGUGGUGAUAUUACACGGAAGUUAAAACUCCUGAAGAAACAUUCUGAGAAACAAAAAAAACUUAGGACCAUUGGGAACAUCCAGAUUCCUCGUGAUGCCUUUAUUAAUGUUUUGAAGCGGACAUGAUUUGUUUUUCAGAGGAAAGUAUGACAGACUGUGUUCUAAUGUUAUAACUGUAGUUGGAACAUUAAAGUUUAUUAUGUACCCCUU
Messenger RNA from Dermacentor albipictus, 2176 nucleotides. RefSeq names its product Translation factor waclaw (gene waw). Lineage: Eukaryota; Metazoa; Arthropoda; Arachnida; Ixodida; Ixodidae. Gene Ontology annotation, cellular component: mitochondrion. The record is from RefSeq and is a predicted model, not a curated record. Gene Ontology annotation, biological process: positive regulation of translation. Gene Ontology annotation, molecular function: GTPase activity; GTP binding; mitochondrial ribosome binding.